This is a messenger RNA of Trypanosoma cruzi, 840 nucleotides long. Its product is annotated as C-5 sterol desaturase, putative. Gene Ontology annotation, molecular function: oxidoreductase activity; iron ion binding. The transcript has a single exon. Gene Ontology annotation, biological process: lipid biosynthetic process. The record is from RefSeq and is a predicted model, not a curated record. NCBI's taxonomy places the organism in Eukaryota, Euglenozoa, Kinetoplastea, Trypanosomatida, Trypanosomatidae. Bases 1 to 840 code for a protein of 279 amino acids.
AUGAUUUCGUUCACAUCAACACCGUCUGAGGCGCAGCGACGUCUUGUGGAGGACACGGAGGGAGCACGCGAGGGAUCUUUUGGGAAGAUGUCGGCGCUGGCUCUCGAUGUGGUGUUCACCGGGGUCAUAUUUCUUGGCUUCUCCUUCUACGAGCGUGUUGUGUGUCCGCUGGUUGGAUCCGUGGUGAGGGACCGCCUACCGGACCGCCCGCAGUGCCUCCGGUCGCUCACGGUGAGGGACAAAAUUUACAUCAACUUCGCCAAGGUCGUCACGGCCCUCUUUGUGUACCACACAUACCAGUUUAUUGUCCACACCGACGUGAGCGGCAUGUGCGUGGACUUUAUGGACGGGCCGGCAGUUCUUCGCUCCGUGGCGUGGAUGCCGCUGCACCUCGUGGCGCUGUUUAUUGUCUACGACUUUUUCUACACCCUCUUCCACUGGGCGCUGCACUGGCCGCCCAUUUACCCCCUCGUCCACAAGCACCACCACCGCCAGGUGACGCCGUUUCGCGGCGUUGACGACGCCAUCAACGUCCACCCGUUUGAGUACGUCACCGGGGAGUAUCUGCAUCUUUUUUCCCUGUAUCUUCUCAGCCGCGUCACACCAGUGGGCCAGAUGCACGCACUGACAGCUGUGGUCUUUAUCUUUGUUGGUGGCACACUGGCUGGCCUCAAUCACACCCGCGUUGAUCUGCACAUCCCCUACGUCUUUAACGUCCGGGCCCAUGACUUGCACCAUUUGCAGUUCAAGUACAACUACUGUCAGUACAUUACGCUGUGGGACUGGGUGUUUGGCACCUUCAAGAGUGCUCCGAAGGUGUCCAAGGCGGCGAGUGAGUGA